AUGGACAUUGUGGUGUCUUCCCCCUAUUUCGCCGUUUGGAAGGGUCAGCGCCUUACUGCAAGGCCCCAGUCGAGCUCUGUGGCUAAGCAGAGACCGGCUGCUUCGCCCAGACGCCUCAACCAUGCAGUACUGACGCCCCCGCUGCUGUCAGGAAACCUCGGAGUUGUUACACAAAGCGGAGAGCUCAGUGCUUAUGCCAGUUACAUCUAUGACUCUAUUGGGAAACGGAUUUAUUUUUCCGAAUUCGGACAAUAUGACAAUCACCAAUUCAAGCUGGAUGUCCUUUUGCUCUUCAACCAAGGCGUGAAGUACACCUUUAACAACGAGGCUGGCACAUGCAAGAAGACCCCGCUGAAAAAAACCUUCAUGCCUGCUGACAUCCCUAGAAACGCCACGUUCCUGAGUGAGGAGAUUCUGGGCACCUCUUCCAUCCAAGGGCAGGGUUUACUGGUUAACACCUGGACAGGUGAUGUGCCUGCCACACAAGGAAAGUACAUGACCACUGUCACUCAGAUUGGCUGCAUACCUGUCUCCAGUCUGUAUUACACUCCCAAAACCGGCUGGAUUGUCACCAGCUUCAUAAACACGGUUUUGGGCAUGGCUAACCCAGAGCUGCUCCUCCCCCCCAAGACCUGUGACAACGCCCCGCUGGAGACGACCGAGCCCGAGGACUUCUUCAGCACCUUCCGUAAAAAGGGCUCACAGUAG
Chanos chanos (milkfish) is the source of this 708-nucleotide messenger RNA. RefSeq names its product ependymin-like. Gene Ontology annotation, biological process: cell-matrix adhesion. Gene Ontology annotation, molecular function: calcium ion binding. The transcript is spliced from 8 exons. Bases 1 to 708 code for a protein of 235 amino acids. NCBI's taxonomy places the organism in Eukaryota, Metazoa, Chordata, Actinopteri, Gonorynchiformes, Chanidae. Gene Ontology annotation, cellular component: extracellular region; lysosome. The record is from RefSeq and is a predicted model, not a curated record.